CGUGAAAAACGUGCCAAAGAUGAUUUCUGGUCCGUUUGUUGAUAGUUUUGGAAAGCUCGAUUUCGGCCAGUUUUGUUGGAAGCCUGAUUAAAGCAUGGCGGGUUCUUUUAGAACGAUAUUGAUUUUCGGAGAAAUUGCACCUUGAACGUUCACUCAGAAAUACAAAGUUUUCAAAGACCAAAGACGAGAUUUAUAAUUUUUUUUUUGUUAUGUAACAUAGUCGAAUAGCAUUACAAUAAUCAAAAGAAAUUCUUCAAUAAUCAGCACUACCAACAACCUACUGUUUUUAGAAAUAAGAACGCACCUGCACGAUUGUUGGUCAAGGAGGUUAGGUGCGUCCUAACCUUUUAUAGCAGACUGCUUACUUUAUUGACAGGUGACAUGUGACAGAAGUAUACAAUAACAAAUUUUUGUUUUUAUUUUACGUAUAACUCGUUCCUGUGUCAUAUACAGUUCCCUGUUCAGCAUAUUUAGGUCACCAAAAACUUACGAAUUAAGAAAUAUUUCUUUUAUAUUCUGAAUAACAGCAUUCUAAUUUAUAAAAAAUAUGGAAGGCAAUUCAGAAGAAGCUGUUUCUACGCAAAAGUCACUGUUAGCAAGCCACGAUCCAGGAUGGAACGAUCCUCCAAGCUGGGCAUUUACAGGAUCGCCAAAACCUGCCACUGCUACACCCACAAAGAGAAAUUUGUUAAAUAAGAGGGUAGCUUUUCCAUUGAAUUCCAAGCCUGAAUCGACUACUUCAACUACAAGUAACUUGAAUAUGCCUCCUAUGGGAAAUAUACCACCACCUGUGGAUAUAGGUGGUUUAACAAGUGCGCCUCACAAACCUAUGGUUGAGCCAACAGGAGCAAACAGUCUGGACACAUCUUCAGAAAUAGAAAUAAAUAAGGAAAGUGCAUUGAAAGAUACUCUCGAUAACUUAAAAUGCUCAUUGGAACGAUUAGACUCUGGGAAAGCUGAAGAAAUAAAGAAGAGAUUAGAAAGGAUGGAAACCAUGUGGAACGAAGACAAACUGAAUAGCGCUAUCCACAAAAAACUUUCAGACAUUUCCAAUGCUCUGAAAGAAGAAGAUGUAGAGAAAGCAGACCAAAUCCACAUAUCCCUCAUGAUGAACUAUGCUACGCUUUGCAGCUCCUGGAUACCCGGGAUCAGACAACUCAUUACAGAGAUAAAGAGCAAAAAGAUAUGAUACAAAUUUCAUCCAGUAUUUUGUUUUAAAAACAUUGUGAUUUUAAUUUUAAAGACAAGUACAAGUUUCCACAAGAAUAUAAUGAGCGAUAAAAGAAUUCAUAUGUAAUAUGCAUUUUUUAAUAUUAAUUUGAAUGGAUUAUAUGUGAUUUGAUAAUUUUUGUAAAAAGUCUGUGAAAUAUAUCUUGUUGAUAUAGAUACAUAGAAA
This is a messenger RNA of Nasonia vitripennis (jewel wasp), 1396 nucleotides long. Its product is annotated as steroid receptor RNA activator 1. Lineage: Eukaryota; Metazoa; Arthropoda; Insecta; Hymenoptera; Pteromalidae. Bases 548 to 1189 code for a protein of 213 amino acids. The transcript has 3 exons. The record is from RefSeq and is a predicted model, not a curated record. Gene Ontology annotation, biological process: regulation of transcription by RNA polymerase II. Gene Ontology annotation, cellular component: nucleus.